GGCAUCAAAAAUCCUUGUAUGGGGGUUCGUUGACAAAAAGCAGUAGUUGUUGUGUUUGGGUAAUUGCAGAGAUAUGAUGGUGAAGAAGCUUAGCUCCUGAGCUAAGUAUUUAAAGCCCAAAGCCUUUUGGCCUUGCCGACCUCGGAAAGUAGUUUCCCUAUAGAAGAAGAAGAAGAAGACUUGGAGGAUGGCCGAUUCUUCAAAAGAAGAGCUGCUCCAACUCAUCAAGCGCUUCGGGGCUUAUCUCUCUGUCAAGAUGUCCACUUUAUUCUCGAUCUCCUCCCAAAACAUGAAUACACGUUCUAUUGGGGCAAUUGCUGGCUUUGCGGUAGCAAUAGUUUUUACCUGGAGGCUUUGUAGAUCUCCCACUGGACCUCAAACAAGGCAGCCAAAACGGCAGGCACCUGCAUCCAGUAGUUCUGGCGUCAAUUCUCCGUCAAAUUCAACGCUGACAACUACGGGAGUUUCAUCAUCAGAAGAUACAAGAGCACAAAAUGUUGUUGACGAGUUCUUUCAGCCAGUGAAGCCAACCUUGGGGCAGAUAGUUAGACAGAAACUGAGUGAAGGAAGAAAGGUGACUUGUCGUUUACUUGGAGUAAUCCUGGAGGAAAGUAGCCCAGAGGAACUUCAGAAACAAGUGACUGUGAAGUACUCGGUGCUAGAAGUACUCUUGGAGAUCACAAAAUAUUGCGAUCUGUAUCUAAUGGAAAGAGUUCUGGAUGAUGAAACUGAAAACAAGGUUCUAUCGGCUUUGGAAGAUGCUGGGGUUUUCACAUCUGGGGGUUUGGUCAAAGACAAGGUUCUGUUCUGCAGCACAGAGAAUGGACGGACAUCCUUUGUUCGGCAGUUGGAACCAGAUUGGCAUAUUGACACAAAUCCUGAGAUCAUCUUCCAAUUAUCUAGGUUUAUCAAGUAUCAGCUUCACAUCUCUCCUACCAGAUCUGAACGAGCUACUUCCAAUGUGUUUAACUCCCCAUCCUUGGAACAAUUCUUUGGAUGCGUUUGAUGGUUAAAGAGACGAUGAUACAAAACAUAAAUCUUUAGGUUCCUAUUAGGGUUCUUCUUUUCACCCUAUUUUGGGUUUUAUGUAUUUCAUACUUUAAGCUGCAGCUCAUUAAAGCACAGUGUUCUCUUUUCUUGUCGUUGUACUUUUGUGCGGUUAUUGGUAGUCAGUAGUCAGGUGGUAGACUUGCUCUGUAUAACUCCUCUGUUUCAAGGGAUGUUCUUCAUUGUUUGAAAUUUGUGUAAUACAUUGGAUGAAAUCCAAAUUCCAACCAGAAAUUUUAUGAAAGGGUUGAUGUAUGUAAUC
Molecule: messenger RNA, 1309 nt
Organism: Rosa rugosa (rugosa rose)
Lineage: Eukaryota; Viridiplantae; Streptophyta; Magnoliopsida; Rosales; Rosaceae
Product: peroxisome biogenesis protein 22
Exons: 8
Coding region: 188-1006 (272 amino acids)
Biological process (GO): peroxisome organization
Source: RefSeq, a predicted model, not a curated record